AUGAAGCUUUAUUGCAUCCGCUCAAGAACAACACUCGCUACGACUCUACAGCAGCUCCGGUUUCUCCAAACGCCGCGUCGUAUCGAUGCACGGAUCAUCAAAACCGGGUUCGACACAGAGACAUGCCGCUCCAACUUCAUACUCGAGGACUUUCUCAAGAGAGGUCAAGUCUCUGACGCACGCAAGGUGUAUGACGAAAUGCCUCAGAAGAACACAGUCUCCACCAACACGAUGAUUUCAGGUUACGUCAAGUCCGGUGAUCUCCACAACGCGAGAGAGCUCUUUGACGCGAUGGUCGAUAGAGAGAGAACCGUCGUGACGUGGACUAUCUUGAUGGGUUGGUACGCAAGGAACAACCAUUUCCACGAAGCUUUCAAGCUUUUCCGUGACAUGACCAGGUCUUGUUUCACCUUCCCUGAUCAUGUAACAUUCGCUACGCUUUUACCUGGAUGCAACGACGCCGUUCCGGAGCACGCGGUGGCUCAAGUUCACGCCGUUGCGGUCAAGUUAGGGUUUGAUCAGAACCCUUUCCUCACUGUUUGCAAUGUGUUUGUUAAGUCUUACUGUGAGAUAGGGAGAAGAGACUUGGCGUGUGUGGUGUUUGAUCAGAUUACAGAGAAGGACUCUGUUUCGUUCAACACGCUUAUCACAGGGUACGAGAAGGAUGGUUUGUACACAGAGGCGAUUUGUCUCUUUGUUGAAAUGCAGCGGUCAGGUCACAAGCCUUCGGAUUUCACGUUCUCCGGUGUUCUCAAGGCAGUUGUUGGGGUGCAUGACUUCGUUCUCGGCCAGCAGCUGCAUGGCUCUGCGGUUGCUACAGGGUUUUCAACGGAUGUGGCGGUUGGGAAUCAGAUUCUUGAUUUCUACUCCAAGCAUGAUCGUGUUCUUGAAACGUGGAAGCUUUUCCAAGAAAUGCCAGAGUUGGAUUUCGUGUCUUACAAUGUGGUCAUCUCAAGCUAUUCGCAAGCUGAGCAGUACGAGGAGGCUUUGAAACUGUUCAGAGAGAUGCAGUGGAUAGGGUUUGAUCGGAGGAAUUUCCCUUUCGCGACGGUGCUGAGCAUCGCGGCGAACUUGUCGUCGUUGCGGAUGGGACGGCAAGUGCAUUGUCAGGCCAUCGUGGCGACGGCUGAUUCGAUCGCUCAUGUUGGGAACUCUUUAGUGGACAUGUACGCGAAGUGUGAGAUGUUUGAGGAAGCUGAGUUGAUAUUUGAGAGGUUAUCGCAGCAGAGCACUGUUUCUUGGACUGCUUUGAUCUCAGGUUAUGUUCAGAGAGGGCUUCAUGGAGCUGGUCUCAAGCUGUUCGUCAAGAUGCGAGGAGAGAAUCUACGAGCUGACCAGUCGACUUUCGCUACUGUGUUGAGAGCUUCCGCUGGUUUCGCUUCGUUGUCGCUUGGAAGACAGCUCCACGCGUUCAUAAUCAGAUCAGGGAACGCAGAGAACGUCUACUCUGGAUCUGGACUUGUUGAUAUGUACGCAAAGUGUGGCUCUGUCAAAGACGCGGUUCGUGUUUUCGGAGAGAUGCCUGAAAGAAACGCGGUUUCGUGGAACGCUUUGAUCUCGGCGUUCGCUGAUAACGGAGAUGGAGAAGCAGCGAUUAGUGCUUUUACGGAGAUGACUCACUCAGGAGGUCUCAAGCCGGAUGCUGUCAGCGUUUUGGGGGUCUUGACUGCUUGUAGUCACUGUGGAUUUGUGGAGCAAGGAACAGAGUUUUUCGAGGCGAUGUCUCGGGUCUACGGGAUAGCUCCAGGGAGGAAGCAUUACGCGUGUAUGCUUGAUUUGCUCGGAAGAAAUGGGAGAUUUGAAGAAGCAGAGAAGCUGAUGGAGGAAAUGCCGUUUGAGGCAGAUGAGAUCAUGUGGUCUUCAUUGUUGAACGCUUGUCGGAUUCACAAGAAUCAAGAACAUGCAGAGAGAGCAGCGGAGAAGCUCUUUGGCAUGGAGAAGCUAAGAGACGCUGCUGCUUAUGUAAGCAUGUCUAACAUCUACGCAACGGCGGGGGAAUGGGAAAGCGUGAGCCUUGUGAAGAGAGCGAUGCGUGAACGAGGAAUCAAGAAAGUUACGGCUAAUAGCUGGGUUGAAGUGAACCACGAGAUUCACAUGUUCUCGUCGAAUGACCAGACGCAUCCGAGAGGAGAUGAGAUCGUGAGGAAGAUCAAUGAAUUGACUGAUGAGAUUGAGAGAGAAGGGUAUAAGCCUGAUACGAGUUGGGUUGUGCAAGAUGUUGAUGAGAAGGCGAAGAUUGAGUCGCUUAAGUUCCAUAGUGAGCGUUUAGCUGUUGCGUUUGCUCUGAUUAGUACACCGGAAGGGUCUCCGAUCGUUGUGAUGAAGAACUUGAGGGCUUGUAGGGAUUGUCACGCUGCGAUAAAACUGAUAGCGAAGGUUGUGAAGAGAGAGAUCACUGUGAGGGAUUCAAGUAGGUUCCAUCACUUUAGGGAUGGGCUCUGUUCUUGUAGGGAUUACUGGUGA
Molecule: messenger RNA, 2463 nt
Organism: Microthlaspi erraticum
Lineage: Eukaryota; Viridiplantae; Streptophyta; Magnoliopsida; Brassicales; Brassicaceae
Source: the annotation of a GenBank genome assembly